Scatophagus argus is the source of this 9139-nucleotide messenger RNA. RefSeq names its product sodium channel protein type 4 subunit alpha B-like. The transcript has 27 exons. Bases 663 to 6518 code for a protein of 1951 amino acids. The record is from RefSeq and is a predicted model, not a curated record. Gene Ontology annotation, cellular component: axon; plasma membrane; voltage-gated sodium channel complex. Gene Ontology annotation, molecular function: protein binding; voltage-gated sodium channel activity. Gene Ontology annotation, biological process: membrane depolarization during action potential; neuronal action potential; sodium ion transmembrane transport. NCBI's taxonomy places the organism in Eukaryota, Metazoa, Chordata, Actinopteri, Scatophagidae.
AACUAGAAGGUCGUCUUUCCCGCACAGGACGCUGAAUAAACUAAGUUCAGGUUUCCCCCCUCACUGUGUCCAUUGUAGGUCUUCUGUGUGUUUUUUACUACUUGCUGAUGUUGGAAACCCGCUUCUGUAUCUCUGUGGUAUGGGAGUGUGACAUGGGGCAGCUAUAGGAGCGGUAAUCCUCUGUGGUCCAGCAUCCUCCCUCCCUUCGUGCUCUCGCUCAAGGGCAAAUCGAGGUGCGCCUCUCCCGCCGCUGCGCAGCUGCUGAAGACAGCGCAACAUCCUCUCCUCGCUCGGGGACUCGGGACCUUUGCUCUGUGGGAUGACUGCGGAAGAGCCACUCGAAUGGAAGGAAAGAGGACAACUUGCGGCAGGUUUCAAAAUGUCCAACGUGAGGUGAUUAAGCGACAGGUAGUUGUCUAGAAUCAGUUUUGUACGCCAAACUUUGGAUUCUGGCGAUAACACACACUUUUCUGCGCUACUGGAUUUGAGUUUUUGUUCCAUUAUGAAGAAUAAACCUUGAAAAGAAGGCAUGGGUUUUACACGGAGAGUUUGGCUGUUCCUUCUUCUAAAACCCGAAGAACUCAACUCUGGAAAUGAUGCUGUGAAUCUCAGAGUUUCAUAUCUGUAAGUAAAUUCUAGUACAGGAGAAUCAGGAUGAAAAGAUGGCAGCCAUGUUGUUACCAACGGGUCCUGAUGGCUUGCGCCGGUUCACUCGCGAAUCCCUGGCUGCGCUGGAGCAGCGGAUUGCGGAGGAGCAGGCCAAGAAUGCCAAGGUUUGCCAUGAUGCUCACAGGAACACAGAGCCAUCCAAACCCAGGCCCGACCUGGAGGCAGGCAAGCAGCUGCCACGCAUCUACGGUGACAUCCCUCCAGAACUUAUCGGGUUGCCCCUGGAGGACAUUGAUCCCUUUUACUACAAGAACCAGAGGACUUUUAUAGUACUUAACAAAGGGAAGGCCAUCUUCAGAUUCAGUGCCACCUCUGCACUUUACAUAUUUAGUCCAUUUCACUUUAUCAGAUCAAUCGCCAUAAAAAUUUUAGUCCACUCAUUGUUUAGCCUGUUUAUAAUGUUCACUAUUCUGACCAACUGUUUCUUCAUGGCCAUGUCGGAUCCAGCACCAUGGACCAAGUACCUGGAGUAUACUUUCACUGCUAUUUAUACUUUUGAGUCAGCGAUAAAGAUAUUUGCGAGAGGGUUCUGUGUAGUGCCGUUCACCUUCCUGAGAGAUCCGUGGAACUGGCUCGACUUCACCGUCAUUGUCAUGGCAUAUGUGACAGAAUUUGUCGACCUUGGAAACGUCUCAGCGUUAAGAACCUUCAGAGUACUACGAGCACUGAAAACCAUCUCAGUUAUCCCAGGUCUGAAGACCAUUGUUGGUGCUUUGAUCCAGUCUGUGAAGAAGCUGGCAGAUGUGAUGAUCCUGACUGUAUUCUGUCUCAGCGUGUUCGCCCUCAUUGGCCUGCAACUUUUCAUGGGGCUGCUACGACAAAAGUGCGUCCGCAGUCUUUCACACUGCGUCAACUCCUCCUAUAGUUCCAACGCAUCCUUCUUCUGCAACAAUCGAACCUGGAGCUCCAGGGCGGACUUCCUCAACAGUGAAGAAAAUUUUUACAAGGUUGAAGGAGCAAAGGAUGCCUUAAUAUGUGGAUAUGGAAGUGAUGCAGGGAAGUGUCCAGAUGGAUUUGACUGCCUAAAAGUAGGGAGGAAUCCAAACUAUGGCUACACCAGUUUUGAUACCUUUGGCUGGGCUUUUCUGGCCCUCUUCCGACUUAUGACACAAGACUACUGGGAAAAACUAUUUCACCAGACUCUGCGCUCAGCAGGGAAGACGUACAUGGUUUUCUUUGUGCUGGUAAUCUUCCUGGGUUCCUUCUACCUGGUCAACCUCAUCCUGGCUGUAGUGGCCAUGGCCUAUGAGGAGCAGAAUCAGGCAACCAUUGCUGAGGCCUGGCAGAAGGAGAGGGAGUUUCAGCUGGCUAUGGAGCACCUUCGCAGAGAGCAAAGAUUGGCAGCCAAAAGACAAGCACAGGAGACAGACUCAGUGCUGUCCCCGGAGUUGUCUCCAUUUUGUCUGAAGACAGGCAGCAUACGUCGCAGCAGCAGCAGAAGAAGAAGAUCACACAGGACAUUGUCUGAGGAAACAGCAGAGGAAGCUGCUGAAGAGAAGUUUGAUCCGCUGGAUGACCCAAUGCCUCCUCUGUCUCCCCUUCCAGUCCACCCUCUGCUGGCUACACUCUCUGCUCACCCCCUAAGCACCAGGAGAGGAAGCCAGAACAGCAUCUUCAGCUCUUUCCGAGCCCGCAACAACUCAGAGGCUGACUUUGGAGAUGAUGAGUACAGCAUUCACGGAGACGUCUUCAGGAGUCGCACCAGUUCAACAGCAACACCCUGGAAGAGAAGGACGGGGAGUGUGCGGAGCCACUGCUCCCAGAUCUUCACCCAGAGCCUCAACGUCAAUGGCCGACUCAAUAUUUCCCUUGACCAGAAUGGAGUGACCACUCUGGGUCUGCAUACUCCCACCUCCAUGCCUGCUUACAGCAUGGAAAGGGUCAGGGAGGACACUAAACCCACUUAUGCUGAGGAAACAUUUCCCAGACCUCUCCCCCAGCCUUCCCCAACUGUGGCUGAGCCUCCUCCAGUGCCAAGGAAAAGAGGGCUAAGCUCUGUCAGCUUCCUUAGCGAUGCUAUGGGUGAAUUGGAGGAAUCACGGCAAAAGUGCCAUCCAUGCUGGUACACGUUUGCUAAGAGGUACCUGAUAUGGGACUGCUGCCCCUGGUGGCUGCAGGUGAAGGAGUGGGUGAAGUACAUGGUGAUGGACCCCUUCCUGGAUCUGGGUAUCACCAUAUGCAUUGUGCUGAACACCCUCUUCAUGGCCCUGGAGCACUACCCCAUGACGGAGGAGUUCAACACGAUGCUUUCAGUGGGCAAUCUGGUGUUCACGGGGAUCUUUACAGCUGAGAUGGUGCUGAAGCUGAUUGCGCUGGAUCCCUAUUAUUACUUCCAACAGGGCUGGAACAUCUUUGACGGAAUCAUAGUUUGUCUCAGUCUGAUGGAGUUAGGUCUGUCCAAUGUAGAGGGGCUGUCUGUCCUGCGAUCUUUUAGACUGUUGCGAGUCUUCAAGCUGGCAAAAUCCUGGCCCACUCUUAACACUCUAAUCAAGAUUAUUGGUAACUCAGUGGGCGCUCUGGGAAACCUGACGCUGGUAUUGGCCAUCAUCGUCUUCAUCUUUGCUGUGGUGGGCAUGCAGCUGUUUGGCAAGAACUACCAGGACUGUGUGUGUAAGAUCUCGUUUGACUGUCAGCUGCCUCGCUGGCACAUGAAGGACUUCUUCCACUCCUUCCUGAUUGUGUUUCGGGUGCUGUGCGGCGAAUGGAUUGAGACCAUGUGGGAUUGUAUGGAAGUUGCCGGGCAGCCCCUCUGUAUCCUGGUGUUCAUGUUGGUCAUGGUCAUAGGGAACUUGGUGGUGCUGAAUCUUUUUCUGGCCCUGCUGCUCAGCUCGUUCAGCUCUGACAACCUCUCGGCUCCUGAAGAAGACGGCGAUUUGAACAACAUCCAGAUCGCCAUCGCCCGCAUCAAUUCUGGUGUCUCCUGGGUGGUCACGAGCGCCACUGACCUCUUCAACCGCAGCUUGAAGCGUCAAAAGCAGAAGACCAAAGAAGCUGAUCAGGCCAUUAAGCUGGUUGGAAAUCACGUGGAAAGCAAUGGGGGAAUCUUUGGACGCUAUGGAGAGAAUUACAUCAUACCAGAGGAGGACAGCUACAUGACUAACCCAAAUUUGACUAUCAUUGUUCCCAUUGCACCUGGAGAGUCAGAUGUGGAGUUUCUCGAGGAGGAAGAGAAUUCUGAUUCAUCAGAGGAUGAAGACAAUAAACUGGAGAAGAUCAGCCUGUCAGAGGGAAGCACGGUGGAUCUGAGGAAGCCUGGAGAGGAGAUGGAUGUCUUAUCAGAGCUGGCUGAAGAGAGUAUGGAGCCAGAGGAAUGCUUCCCAGAAUUGUGCUCGAGACACUGUCAGUGCUGUGACAUCGAUACCAGCCAUGGCCUGGGUCAGGCCUGGUGGAGGCUGAGGAAGACCUGCUACCAGAUUGUGGAACACAGCUGGUUUGAGACUUUUAUCAUCUUUAUGAUCCUGCUCAGCAGCGGGGCUCUGGCAUUUGAAGAUAUCUACAUUGAGAAGAGAAAAGUCGUAAAGGUUGUGUUAGAGUCUGCCGACAAGGUCUUCUCCUACAUCUUUGUACUGGAGAUGUUUCUCAAGUGGAUUGCUUACGGCUUCAAGAAAUAUUUCACCAACUACUGGUGCUGGCUUGACUUUCUUAUUGUGGAUGUGUCUUUGAUAAGCCUGGUAGCAAAUUCACUUGGAUAUUCUGACUUUGCUGCAAUCAAGUCACUGAGGACCCUGCGUGCUUUGAGACCUCUCAGAGCUUUGUCCAGAUUUGAGGGAAUGCGGGUGGUUGUGAACGCUCUUAUAGGAGCCAUCCCCUCCAUUAUGAAUGUGCUGCUCGUGUGUCUUAUCUUCUGGCUCAUCUUUAGCAUCAUGGGGGUCAACCUGUUUGCUGGCAAGUUUGGGAAGUGUGUGAACAGAACAGGCUUCAUUCACAGUGUUUCUGUAGUCAACAACAAGUCAGAGUGCCUCGCUAUGAAUGACACUCAAUUCUACUGGACAAAAGUGAAGGUCAACUUUGACAACGUGGGACUCGGCUACCUUUCCCUUCUGCAAGUGGCAACAUUUAAAGGAUGGAUGGAAAUAAUGCAUGCAGCUGUAGAUUCAAGAGGAGUGGAGGAUCAACCCGUCAGAGAAAUCAACCUCUACAUGUACCUAUACUUUGUGGUCUUCAUCAUAUUCGGCUCCUUCUUCACCCUAAACCUUUUCAUUGGUGUCAUUAUUGACAAUUUUAAUCAGCAGAAAAGAAAGUUAGGUGGACAGGAUAUCUUCAUGACUGAAGAACAGAAAAAGUACUAUAAUGCUAUGAAGAAGUUAGGAUCUAAAAAGCCUCAAAAACCAAUCCCAAGACCUACGAACAUUCUUCAAGAAUUCUUCUUCGAUCUCGUGUCUAAGCAAGCCUUUGACAUCAUGAUCAUGAUGCUCAUCAUUGUCAACAUGGUGACCAUGAUGGUGGAAACCGAUGAGCAGUCAGACCGCAUGGAGUCUAUUCUCAACAAGAUCAACCUGGUCUUCAUUGUGAUCUUCACCACCGAAUGCCUGAUCAAGAUCUUUGCCCUCCGUUGUUAUUUCUUCACAGUUGCGUGGAACAUCUUUGAUUUUGUGGUGAUAAUUCUUUCUAUUGUGGGGAUUGUUCUUGCAGACAUCAUUGAGAAGUACUUUGUAUCUCCAACCCUGUUUCGAGUCAUCAGACUGGCAAGAAUAGGACGUGUACUUCGACUUAUACGUGCAGCCAAAGGAAUAAGGACUUUACUGUUUGCCUUAAUGAUGUCCAUGCCAGCACUGUUCAACAUUGGCCUCUUGCUUUUCCUCGUCAUGUUCAUCUAUGCUAUUUUCGGUAUGGCAAACUUUGCCUACGUGAAAAAACAAGAUGGGAUUGAUGACAUGUUUAACUUUGAGACCUUUGGGAAUAGUAUGAUCUGCCUUUUUCAGAUCAGCACCUCUGCAGGUUGGGACAACCUCCUGAGUCCUAUAAUGUCCAGCUCCCCAGAAGAAUGCGACGUUAACUUUGUCAACACCGGCACUAACACCCGGGGAAACUGUGGCAGCCCAUCAGUGGGCAUAGCUUUCUUUGUCAGUUACAUCAUUAUUUCUUUUCUCAUUGUGGUAAAUAUGUAUAUAGCUAUCAUUCUGGAGAACUUCAGCGUAGCCACAGAGGAGAGUACAGAGCCUCUGAGUGAGGAUGACUUUGAAAUGUUUUAUGAAGUGUGGGAGAAGUUUGAUUCUGAGGCCACACAGUUUAUUGAGUUUUCCAUGCUGUCAAUCUUUGCUGACACUUUGUCGGAGCCACUGCGCAUAGCUAAGCCCAACAUGAUCAAGCUGAUUGCUAUGGAUCUUCCCAUGGUCAGCGGAGAUAGGAUCCACUGUCUGGACAUCCUGUUUGCCUUCACAAAACGUGUUCUGGGAGAGUCAGGUGAGAUGGAUGCCCUCAAGCAGCAAAUGGAGGAGAAGUUCAUGAUGGCCAACCCCUCCAAGAUUUCCCAUGAGCCUAUCACAUCUACACUGCGACGCAAAAUGGAGGAGGUGUCUGCAAUCAUCAUCCAGAGGUGUUACAGGAGGCAUCUAGUGCGUCGGCAGAUGAAGCAGGCAUCCUACCUCUAUAGACAAAUAAACUACGAGACUGUAGUGGAUGUGGAGAAUGCUCCAGAAACAGAGGGCCUGAUAGCUUCCAUGAUACAGCACUAUGGACCAAUGGGGAUGGGAGUUGUAGAGACAACAGAGGACACUCGAUUGUCCUCGCCACCAUCUUAUGAAAGUGUGACCAGGGCAACCAGUAACCUCUCUGAGGUUGUCAGAUCCAUAUGUAGAGACUCUGAACUUGGGGAGCCUGGUGAAAACUAUGAGGAAACUUUUCUUUGAGAUUUGAUUGCGCGGGGUGUGUUUUUGUCUGUUUUGUUUACAGCAGAGAAUUCAGGUGCUAGAAGCAAAGGCAACUGGAUUUCUUUUAGGUUGUUCAAGACAUUUCACCUCUCUUCUGAAAAGUUUCCUCAGUUCUAAAAACUGAUGGGAAGUCCCAGGUAUUUAAUGUCUAAUGCAGUUAUCACCAUGGGGGUGGUCUUAGACCGUCUGGGGAGGGAUCUCAAGGUUGCACAAGGUGGCUGAUAGUAGGUGCCAUAAGCACCCACCUCUCUUUGAGGGUGUAGUUCUACCCAUCAGUUUUUAGAAUUGAAGAAGCCUUUCUGAUGAGAGCUGAUAACAUCUUCAGCAGCCUAAAAGAAAUCCAUUUGCCUUUGCUUCUAGCACUUGCACUACCAUAAACCGGAUGACUGAGAACCAUACAGACAUACAGCAGAGAAUAUAGCUCAAAAUAACUCACGGUCAAAGAGAUGAACUUUUUUAUAUGUUGGCACAUGCCGAGGAAAUAUGCAAUAUUUUAAAGUAACCCUCCUAUUAAAUUGAAUAACCUAGAAGUAAAUUUUGUUACACACUCACAACCUCCAAGAGGAAGACACUGUGGUUAAAUUUGUUCUCACCAAAUGAAAUAAUGUUUGUUCAAAUUCAGUCACUCUGAUGAAUGUUGAUUGUUGUUGGCUCAAUAGCGUGCUAGCAGGGUAACUAAUUAGCUAUAUUCAUUGAAUUGAUUUCACUACUGUUGACAUUGGUUUAAUCUAUUUUGUUGCAAGAACUCAGCUUUUGUUCAGAAAUAUGUUUCUAGGUUGAGGUCACCCCAAGACCGAAGACCGAAGAGACACUAAACGGAUGAAUAAAAUCCCAUUCACCACCUGUUAUUGACUCCAGUCUGCAAAUGCUCAGAGGUUUUGAAUCACCUUUACAGCCAUGUCGCUUCUGGUUCAACAACACACUGUAGCUACAUUGUUCAUAAAUGAACAGACUGGCAUCUCCAGGUAGCUACUGUACUGCAGCUAGGCUACAGUAUAUUGGCUGUUUUUAAAAAAAGCUGUUUAAAAACUGUCACUAAAAUUAUUUUAACCAAAAUUUAUGACAGUUCCAAUGAGUCAACACUUUAAAUUUAACAAAAAAUAUGAGUACUUGUAAGCCGAACUAUAAAUUAAUAAUAAUUUGCAUUGGUAUUUUUUUCAGUUAUGAGUUGUUUGUUCAAUAAAAUUAUUCCUUAAUGUGCACUUUGAAUGAAGUUGCUUUAUAAUUUAUAUGAUGAUAGAUAUAUGGCCCCUGUAGCAUCAAAUGCAUUGAGGUCAUGACACAAACACUUGAAGAAAAGCACAAUUUCUUGUUUUCUUAUCCAGUCUAUACAACUACUAAUAUGAAGAAAUGUAAUAUCCUUUUGCAAAAAACUACUAAUUACUACUAAUUUCUAAUUAUUUUAUGAAACAUAGCACAUUACAAGUUUAACUUGCAUUGAUGUAUCAAUUACAAUGAAGGGAUGUGUGUACUAAUAAUCCCUGAAUUACGUGCCUGAUUUUGAUUGUCGUCCGCACACUUCUCUAGACCAUUUAAUUUGAUCUGAUGGAUGUGGAUUGGAAGAGCGUGAAUGCACUGAAAGUUAAUUUUGUAGUUAAAUGUGUAAAGAACUUGCUCAUUUUUACCUAUUUUUUGUAAUGUAUUUAUAAUGAAGGACCAUUUCAGCGACUCUCUUGACAGCCAUAACAUGAUAUGAUCAAAUUAUAUAAAUAUACUGUGUUCAUUUUUAUAUAAGACUUACCUUGAGAACCUGAUUGACUGUAUUGCAUUUAGGUUUAUCAUUUCAUGGACUGUUUUAUUAAAUGGUAAUAAAACACUUUUCCAUAUUUGUGAGUUUUCCAACUCUCAGUUCAAAUAGUUGGGUGACAAAUUCUUGUUUUAAACACUUUGCUCUAUUUUCACAUGUAUUGAUGCGGUUCCGAAUGUGCUUUGUUGUACUCAAAAAUGAAAGUAAAAUUCAAAACUGUGCACUGUCUACAUUUUCACAUGAGGGACCAGUUAGCUGAUAUGACCUCAUUACAAGGCAGGAUGUGGUUAAAUCUCUCUCUCUCUGAGUCCAUGUGCAUAAAAAAAGGGAAAAAAAAAUACAGGACAGAUGUGCAAACCACUGCAUCUCCAUGGCUGUCCCUGUGAGUGUAUUGCCCUUUAAAGCUUGAAUUUGUUUAUAAUGCCUCUACAAAUGCAGUAAAAUCACAUAAACCCCCUCAAUAAUGUACUCAAAAUAGCCUGUGCUUAUGGAUAAUUUCACUUAUUCGUUGAGGCAUGUUAGUGAGUAGAGGAUCAUGCACAAAAAAAUACUAUAAAGUAGUGCUGCUGCAUGAUUAACCACCAUAAAAUCUACUGUAGUCUUGGAAAAUCCAACCAUUAUGACUGGACAUGAUAGUGGACAGACAUAGGAAAAAAGCCACAGAAACUUUCUUUUUUAGCUUUUCGGUUUUCUGUCUCUAGCACACAGCUAGAGAACACGCACAGAGGUGAAUUGCAAGAAUGAUUUCUUAUGUUUAAAUGUCAGUGAUGAGUUCAAGUUAAUAGUUGCACAUUGCCAUGUUCUCUGUUUAGAAAAAAAAUCAUCAAGGGUGCCAAUUUGGAUUUAGCCCCAA